This is a messenger RNA of Paecilomyces variotii, 1167 nucleotides long. Its product is annotated as Arp2/3 complex subunit. Gene Ontology annotation, biological process: Arp2/3 complex-mediated actin nucleation. NCBI's taxonomy places the organism in Eukaryota, Fungi, Ascomycota, Eurotiomycetes, Eurotiales, Thermoascaceae. Gene Ontology annotation, cellular component: Arp2/3 protein complex; actin cortical patch. Bases 1 to 1167 code for a protein of 388 amino acids. The record is from RefSeq and is a predicted model, not a curated record. Gene Ontology annotation, molecular function: actin filament binding. The transcript has 7 exons.
AUGGCGGACGCGCCCAUCGUGCUCGACGGAGGAACCGGUUUCCUGAAGGUCGGAUAUGCCGCGCAGAACUUCCCAGAGCAUCAGUUCCCCUCCAUAGUGGGGCGGCCCAUUCUACGAUCUGAAGAACAGGCCGGGGAUAUUGUCGUCAAGGAUAUCAUGUGUGGUGAUGAGGCGGCGGCUGCGAGAUCAAUGCUGCAGAUUAGCUAUCCCAUGGAGAAUGGUAUCGUGAAGAAAUGGGAUGACAUGCAACAUCUAUGGAACUACACAUUCUACGAGAAGAUGAAGAUCGAUCCUACCGGCCGGAAGAUUCUCCUGACUGAGCCUCCGAUGAACCCCCUGAAGAACCGCGAAAAGAUGGCUGAGGUCAUGCUGGAGGGUUACGGUUUCGGAGGUGUAUAUGUUGCGAUUCAGGCAGUGCUUGCUCUGUAUGCUCAGGGUCUUAGCAGCGGUGUCGUUGUUGACUCUGGUGACGGUGUCACCCACAUUGUUCCUGUCUAUGAAUCGACGGUCCUAAACCACCAUAUCAAACGACUUGACGUCGCUGGUCGAGAUGUCACCCGCAACCUGAUCGCCCUCCUCCUCCGCCGCGGUUAUGCGUUGAACCGAACUGCGGACUUUGAGACCGUGCGCCAAAUUAAGGAGAAGCUCUGUUAUGUGUCGUACGAUCUCGAGCUGGACCAGAGACUUUCGGAGGAUACAACCGUUCUGGUCGAAUCAUACACCCUUCCUGACGGUCGAGUGAUCAGGGUUGGAAGCGAACGAUUCGAGGCCCCCGAGUGCAUGUUCCAGCCGCAUCUCGUGGACGUUGACCAGCCCGGUAUCGGAGAGCUACUGUUCAACACAAUCCAAGGCACAGACGUCGAUGUUCGCUCCAGUCUGUACAAGGCUAUCGUGCUCAGUGGUGGUAGCAGCAUGUACCCGGGUCUGCCUUCGCGUUUGGAGAAGGAAAUCAAGCAGCUCUGGCUUACGAGAGUUCUGCAAGGAAACCCGGAGAGAUUGAACAAAUUUAAGGUCCGUAUCGAAGACCCGCCGCGACGAAGACACAUGGUCUUCCUUGGUGGUGCUGUGCUCGCCAACCUUAUCGCAGAUAAGGAAGACAUGUGGGUGACUCGACAGGAGUGGCAGGAAGAAGGUGCUCGCGCCCUGGCCAAGCUCGGCCCCAGAUAG